AUGAAUAUAAAUUCAAUAUGGCUUAAUUUUAUUUCUCUCUUUUUAACUUAUUUACCUCAAAUGAAAUGCUUUUAUUACGUGAAAAAUAAAGCCAAUCGUGAGAAUGCUGUAACGUAUGCUUUCACAUCAUCAAUUAUGAUGCAUGCCUUUAUGAAAGAGUGCAUCGGUAAACGUUUGGAGUGUACUUGUGAUACCAAACCAGUUGGGCCUAAAAGCAAUGUCACGAGUUGGAAAGCUUUAUGUGUAUCUCAUUAUACUUAUAGUAUUAACCUAACCAAACUCAUUUUGGAUAAAUCUUUUGAAAACAGUAAAGAUUCAAGAGCGCUUAUGAAUCAUCAUAAUCUUCGGGCUGGUAGAAUAGCAGUUAAAAGAACAUUAUAUAAUGAAUGUACUUGUCAUGGAACAAGUGGUAGUUGCCAAUUUAAAACAUGUUGGCAGAGAGUUGCUUCUCCGUUAAGUAUUGGUAACGAAAUAUAUAAACAAUAUAAAGAUGCUCGGUUAGUACAAGUCGUAAAAGAUCAACUAAUUAGAAAGAAAUCAACUGCUAAAUUGGAUAAUGCGGAAAAAGAAUCAAAGCCUGUAUCUGCGGGAAAAUUAGUUUACUUGGAAAGAUCUCCUAAUUAUUGUAAUGCCACUAUGCCUGACGGUAGUAUUUUAACGACUAUUGGACGAAAUUGUACUCGACAGGGUGAAAGUUUCAAAAGUUGUAGCCAGUUAUGUUUGAAAUGCGGCUAUAAAGUUAAAAGUGUUACAGUGCCCAAGACAGUACGAUGCAAUUGUAUCUAUAAUCUGUUUCUUAAAAAUACAGUGAAUUGUGAAUUAUGUUUAAAAAAUGUUACUCAUAAUUGGUGCAUACCUUCAUCAUUCGUUUAA
Messenger RNA from Trichoplax adhaerens, 873 nucleotides. RefSeq lists its product as uncharacterized. The transcript is spliced from 2 exons. The record is from RefSeq and is a predicted model, not a curated record. Gene Ontology annotation, cellular component: extracellular region. Gene Ontology annotation, biological process: canonical Wnt signaling pathway; multicellular organism development; cell fate commitment. Gene Ontology annotation, molecular function: cytokine activity; frizzled binding. Lineage: Eukaryota; Metazoa; Placozoa; Uniplacotomia; Trichoplacea; Trichoplacidae. The coding region runs from base 1 to 873 and encodes 290 amino acids.